CGGACGGUCUCUCCGCCCGCCACGCCACCAAACCGCCGCGAUGCCGCGCGCCUCCGCCCGGCCGCCGCCGUCGGAGCAGGGCCGGAGUGCCUCCCCCUCCUCCGCCCCGGCGGCGGACUCCUCCGUCGCGGCCCUCAUCGACCGCGCCACCUCCACCACGGCCCCCUCCGUCGACCCGGCCCUCCUCCGCGCCAUCAAGUCCUCGGCGCGCGCCUCCGACGGCGCCGUCCGCGACGCCUUCCGCCUCCUCCUCUCCCUCAUGGCCAAGCCCCACUCCCACGUGCGGCUGCUCGCCUUCAGCAUCGUCGACGAGCUCUUCAUGCGGUCCAAGCUCUUCCGCUCCCUCCUCUGCGGCGCGCUCGACGGGUUCGUCCCGCUGGCCGUCGGCUUCCGCAGCACCGAGCAGCUGCCCCCGCCGGCCGCGUCGGCCGCCACGCUCCGGAAGGCCGCCAUCCAGGCGCUCGAGCGCUGGCACCACCUCUUCGGCGUGCACUACCGCCAGCUCCGCCUCGCCGUCGACUACCUCAAGUCGUCCGCGCGCAUCCAGUUCCCCGGCCUCCGCGCCGCCGUCGAGGCCCGUGCCGCACGGGAGGCACGCACGCAGGAGAUCUUGACUGCCAAGGUCGACCGGCUGCGGUCCACGAUUGGAUCCAUAAAGGCUGAAAUCCGGUCCACCAUCGAAGAGAUCCGCAACGGGCUGGCCAUCAUCCGGGCCGAGUAUGAGAAAUUCGAGCGUUAUGCAGACGAGGAGGACGACGAGGAGGAGAUUGCUUCGAUGGCGAUGCGGAGCAUCAGGACAGCAUCGUUGAUGGCCGGGCAAUGGGUGCCCGAGACUCAGGAAAACGAGGCGGUUUUUGAUGCGCUGAGGGAGGCGUACCGGCUCCUUGUAUCGAAGCAUUUCAGCACCAUUCAGGAUUGGAUAUCUGUGCUUGUUAGGGUCAAUCUUGCAGAUAAUCGCUUCAGAGAUUCCGCGUUGAAGGAAUUCAUCGAUGUUAAGAAUGAAAUACGUGCUGUGAGAGGCCAGUGCAAUGAGCUUGGUCUCGAUCUUGAUAAUGUUCAUAGGAAGAAGGAUGUUCUGGAGGAAGAUGAAGAGGAUUGGGUGGAGGGAAAUAUUGAAGUUCCUAGUCCUCCUAGAGUUGUGAGCACUGUAGAUGUUGCAGGUUCCAGCAAGGAAAAUAGGAAGGGAAAGAGGGUUGUCGAUGGAGGCAAUGGUGACGUGCCAAAUGGCGGUAAUAGAUCUCAGGAGAUGGAUCCAGAGAGAAAAAAGCUCCUUUCUGAAGCCCCUUUGGUAUCAUGGAGCUCUGUCUUGGACCGGUGGGGUUCAAAUAUAGAUGCACAUGUAAACCAGAGGGGGCUUGAGCUCGAGAGCCAUUGGGGUAGGAUGGAUAAUGACGCCGUUAUACCUGCUGCAAAGAUUGCAGAGUUAAAUAUUCACCAUUCAGUUUAUAAAGAAGAGCCAGUUGAGAUCCUACCAUGCCGUGUACCUCUGAAGAAAGGUGGUCUUUGCCAGAGAAGGGAUCUCAAGAUAUGCCCUUUUCAUGGGCCCAUCAUCCCACGUGAUGCAACAGGAAAUCCAAUUGGCAAAAAUGGUGGCAGUUCUGAUGCGGGAGGCGAUCUACUUGAGCAGAAAGUAGAAAUUCGUGAGGCAGGAGGAAAUCCGAUUAAGAGAAAUGAAGGCAGUGAUAGUGAAUGUUCACAGGAGGGUCAGGAGCCCUCUACUUCAAUGAUGACAAACAUAAAUAGUGACACCGGUGGUGACAUUGAUCUUAGUAAAAUUACAGUGGAUCAGCUGGCGAUGCAAGCGAUUAAGAAUGUUCGGAAAAGGGAUAUGGAAGACAAAGCACGGGAAAGAGCCCAACGUGCCAGAAUCCGCCAGCACAAUGAAGAUGUUCUGCGGCAAGCGGCUAUUGCUUCAACACCCCACUCAGCAGCAGCAUAUGGCCAGCCUUCUGAAGCACUGGGUCGACGUGGUCGACGUCGAGUUAAGACGAAGGAACCUACACUAUCGUCAAUGCUGAAGAAGAAAGUUACUGCAAAAGAUAGGAUUGCUGGGCGGCUUCUAACUGCUCGAGCUAGGGACGCAACCAUAAGAGAAGCUUCUCAGCAUGAGGAUAUGACCUACAGGGAAGCAUUCCCAAAUCAGUGGCAGUGAAAGCAUCCUGAGUCGGUUGUUCUUUCUUUAUAAUUAACCGUAUUGUUUUGCUGUGCUGUUGUAUGGUGCGGAGCGGCCGGUAUUCCCUUGCACGCUUGAGGUGCUUGAAGUACACGGGUCACUGAAGCUGCUUCCAACCUGUGGAUGGAAAAUUUCAGAAUCAUUUGUACUGGCAGUCGGAUUGAGAAUCCAAAUCAGAACGAGGCACCAACAAACUGAAA
This is a messenger RNA of Hordeum vulgare subsp. vulgare (domesticated barley), 2373 nucleotides long. RefSeq names its product UV-stimulated scaffold protein A homolog. Gene Ontology annotation, biological process: transcription-coupled nucleotide-excision repair; response to UV. The record is from RefSeq and is a predicted model, not a curated record. Gene Ontology annotation, molecular function: RNA polymerase II complex binding. The transcript is spliced from 2 exons. The coding region runs from base 41 to 2152 and encodes 703 amino acids. Gene Ontology annotation, cellular component: chromosome. NCBI's taxonomy places the organism in Eukaryota, Viridiplantae, Streptophyta, Magnoliopsida, Poales, Poaceae.